Molecule: messenger RNA, 739 nt
Organism: Oryza brachyantha (malo sina)
Lineage: Eukaryota; Viridiplantae; Streptophyta; Magnoliopsida; Poales; Poaceae
Exons: 1
Coding region: 72-575 (167 amino acids)
Source: RefSeq, a predicted model, not a curated record
GCAAAGCAUCAUUCGCGUCCGUCCCAAACCAAGAAACCAAGAGCGCCGCCGUCGGCCGGCGAGGGCGAGCCAUGGACCACCGCACCUACAAGGGCGGCGUCAAGGCCUACUGGAAGCACCGCGGGUACUACCGCCUCGACGCCGCCGCGGCGCAGCGGCGCGCGCCGCUCCCCACCGCCGAGCUGGGAGGAGGGCGGCAGGAGGAGCGGGGCGCUCGUCGGCGCCGCGGGUGGCGCGUGCGGCGCGGGCUGGGGCUCGGGAGGCGGGUGCUGCGCGCGCUGUCGCCGCGGCGGUGGCUCGUCCGGCUCCGGGACGCCUACGUCUCGGCCAUGCUGCGGCUGGCGUCGUCCCCGGCCGCCGUCGGGUUCGGCGCCGGCGCGCCCUACUGCGCCGCGGGGCAGGAGGCCUUCACGCGGCCGCGGCAGCUCAAGGAGUACGACGAGAAGAUGCUCGUCGAGAUCUACCGGUCCAUACUCGCGCGCGGCGGCGGGCCCAUCGCUGUCCCCGGCGACGUCCCGCCGGCCGCCGCCGCCCCCGCCGCUGCCACGGCUAUCCGGUUGCCUACAGCCGCCUAAUCAGCAGAACAAACAAGUUUGUUCCUCUGUACUUGUGAGUUGUGAAUGUAGUAACUUGUUUUCGCAGAAAACAUCUGCUCCUGCUUGUAAAAUCAAGUGCUUUCUUUCCCCACAAAAGCAAGAAAGCCGUAUAUUUUCGUUUCUGAUUACAUGCAAAAAUUAAA